CUUCUGGCAAGAAAUACUUGGGGAAAUAAACUUGAAUCUUUGACACAUUCUCUGAGCUCAAGUUGAGGAGGAGUGAACAGAAAAGAUGUUGAAAUUUCAGUGAGUGAAGUGACUCGACUAAGUUACGGAGCAGGUCAGUGCAGAAGCAGAAGGGUCCAGGAGGCUCCUGACUGCCCGCCCACCAGGUUUCUCUGACAAUCAAAGAAAAAUGGAUCAUUUAAACCUUUGGAGGAUUCAGUUAUCACAAUACUUCUGUACUACCAACUAAGAUUUAUGACAGCAAACUUAUGGCAAUAAAUUCCUGCAUUUUAGAACUGCUGAAGAACUAAAAAAAAAAAAGAUAUUCUUUCAUAAAAAUAAUUCUGUGAUAUAUUACUAAGUAAAACUAAAAAGCACAGUUAUUAAAUUAUUAAACUUGCUAAUAUAAGCACACAUGUGCAGCAACUACUGUAUCCUGAUAGUUACCAAACCUCAAAUUUAGAUGGUUUUCCUUCAUAGAAGACACUAUAUUUGCAAGAAAGCACUGAACAGUAUCAUUAGAUAUAUUUCCAGUUAAAUAUCAUUUACAAGGAUUUUCUCUAAACAAGUUCUAGAAAGUCCCAAGUCCCACCACUGAGUGGACUUGAUAAUAUGGCAGCAACUUACAGACUUGUGGUUAGUACUGUGAACCACUACAGCAAUGUGGUGAUAGACCGGCGUUUUGAGCAAGCUAUACAUUAUUGCACUGGAACCUGCCACACUUUCACCCAUGGAGUUGACUGUAUUGUGGUACAUCAUAGUAUUUGUGCAGAUCUCUUGCAUAUCCCUGUGUCUCAGUUCAAAGAUGCGGAUCUGAACUCUGUGUUUCUACCCCACGAAAAUGGACUUUCCUCAGCUGAAGGUGACUAUUCCCAUCAGGCCCUCCUUGCAGGCAUACCCAAGGUCAAGAGAGGUUCUGCAUUUCAGAAUACCUGUAACUUAAAGGACAUUGCAGGAGAAGCCAUCAGUUUUGCCAGUGGAAAAAUCAAAGAAUUUUCCCUUGAAAAACUGAAAAACUCUAACCAUGCAGCUUAUAAAAAGGGAAGGAAAGUUAAAUCUGACUCAUUUAAUAGGAGAUCUGUUGAUUUUGAUUUGCUCUGUGGUCAUUAUAACAAUGAUGGGAGUUCCCCAUCCUUUGGUUUACUCCGGAGUUCCUCGGUUGAGGAAAAAUCUUUGUCCCAUAGAAACUCACUUGAUACAAAUCUGACUUCAAUGCUUCUUCAAAAUUUCUCUGAAGAAGACCUGGUUACUCAGAUUUUAGAAAAACAUAAAAUAGAUAAUUUUUCUUCUGGAACAGAUAUAAAGAUGUGCUUAGACAUCUUGCUAAAAUGCUCUGAGGAUUUGAAGAAAUGCACAGACAUCAUCAAACAGUGCAUAAAGAAAAAAUCAGGGAGUGGCGUCAAUGAAGGAAGUGGUAAUGAUGCAGUGUCUAGCUCUGAAACUAUCUAUGUGAAUGUAAUGACCCGGUUAGCCUCCUAUCUGAAAAAAUUACCAUUUGAAUUCAUGCAGCCAGGGAAUAAUGAAGCUAUAGAUUUAACAGAACUGGUCAGUAAUAUGCCUAGCUUACAGUUGACUCCAUUCUCUCCAAUAUUUGGUAUUGAACAGCCCCCUAAGUAUGAAGAUGUUGUCCAGUUCUCAGCUCCUGCUUCUAAACAGUUUCAGACUAUUGGAUUGCAAGAUGACAAGCAUAAUUCUAGGAGAAUGGACACUGAAAAAUCCAUUCCAAAUAACUCCACAAAUUCCUUGUAUAACUUAGAGGUAAAUGAUCCCAGAACUCUAAAAGCUAUCCAGCUUAAAUCACAGUCAUUAACCACAAACCCUUCAGAAAAUGUCUCUUCUGUUGACUUAAUGGAAACUCUUUAUAUUGAAGAAGAGUCAGAUGGAAAGAAAGCAUUAGAUAAAGAACAAAGGAAAGAGAAUGGACCUAGUCAGGAACUGUUAAAGGUAAAUGAACAGAGAGCAGAAUCAUCUGAUCAUGAUGCUCAUCUCAAAAAAUGUCCUGCUUUGGUGCAAAAUGAAAUCAGUAAGAUAUUUGAGAAACCAGUUGUUCAUCUUCCUAUGGAAGACUGUAAAUCAAAAGUUUCUAAAGUUAAAGAAGACCAGAGAGAUUUUAUGAAUCAUAAUAGUCAGGAAGAGAUAGAUAAAUUGUUGAUGGAUUUGGAGUCUUUUUCACAGAAGAUGGAAACCUCUCUAAAAGAGCCACUUGCCAAAGGUAAAAACUCUAAUUCUUUAACUGGGAUCCCCGUAGAUCUUGACCCUAAAUCUAAAGUCUCUUCACCCGUGGAAAAAGUCUCACCUUCUUGUCUAACAAGGAUUAUUGAAACCAAUGGACAUAAAAUAGAGGAAGAAGACCGAGCCCUUUUAUUGAGAAUUCUAGAAAGCAUUGAAGACUUUGCUCAAGAAUUAGUUGAAUGCAAAUCAGGCAGAGGGAGUCUUUCACAAGAAAAGGAAAUGAUGCAAAUUCUACAGGAAACCUUGACAACUUCCUCCCAGGCCAAUUUAACAGUCUGUAGAAGUCCUGUUGGUGAUAAAGCCAAAGAUGCUACUUCAAUGGUUUUGAUUCAGCAGACCCCAGAGGUGAUCAAGAUACAAAAUAAACCGGAAAAGAAAUCUGGAACAUCACUUCCACCUUCAGCCACCUUUCCAAGUAGUCCCCAACCUCUCUCCUCUGUUCCUCAUGUGAAUAAUGUGAAUAUACCAUUGUCCAUAAACAUUCCACGGUUCUACUUUCCUGAAGGACUCCCAGAUACCUGCAGUAACCAUGAACAGACUCUAAGCAGAAUUGAAGCUGCUUUCAUGGAUAUUGAAGAUCAGAAGGCAGACAUUUAUGAAAUGGGGAAGAUUGCAAAGGUCUGUGGCUGUCCUCUCUACUGGAAAGCCCCCAUGUUCAGGGCUGCAGGGGGAGAAAAGACGGGAUUUGUGUCAUCACAGUCAUUCAUUGCCAUGUGGAGAAAGUUGCUGGAUAACCAUCACGAUGAUGCCUCUAAGUUCAUCUGUCUUCUAGCAAAGCCCAGCUGUAGCUCUCUAGAACAGGAAGAUUUCAUCCCUUUACUUCAGGAUGUGGUAGAUACACACCCUGGCCUUACGUUCCUGAAAGAUGCUCCAGAAUUCCACUCCCGGUAUAUCACCACGGUUAUUCAGAGAAUAUUCUACACAGUUAACAGAUCUUGGACUGGAAAAAUUACUUCGACAGAAAUAAGAAAAAGCAACUUUUUGCAAACUCUAGCCCUUUUGGAAGAAGAGGAAGAUAUAAACCAAAUCACAGAUUACUUCUCCUAUGAACAUUUCUAUGUCAUUUACUGUAAAUUCUGGGAGCUAGAUAGUGAUCAUGACCUCUACAUCAGCCAGGCUGAUCUGUCCCAGUACAACGACCAGGCUUCAUCAAGCAAAAUUAUUGAAAGGAUAUUCUCGGGGGCAGUAACAAGGGGAAAAGCAGUACAGAAAGAGGGAAGAAUGAGCUAUGCAGAUUUUGUUUGGUUUUUGAUCUCUGAGGAAGACAAAAGGAACCCCACCAGCAUCGAGUAUUGGUUCCGCUGCAUGGACGUGGAUGGAGAUGGCGUUCUCUCUAUGUACGAGCUGGAGUAUUUCUACGAAGAGCAGUGUGAACGGAUGGAAGCCAUGGGUAUUGAGCCCUUGCCAUUCCAUGAUUUGCUGUGCCAGAUGCUUGACCUUGUGAAGCCAGCCAACGAUGGGAAAAUAACUCUUCGAGAUCUCAAGAGGUGCAGAAUGGCUCACAUCUUCUAUGACACUUUCUUUAAUCUGGAGAAAUACUUAGACCAUGAACAGAGAGAUCCCUUUGCGGUCCAGAAGGACGUUGAGAACGAUGGGCCUGAGCCCUCCGACUGGGACCGGUUCGCUGCCGAGGAGUACGAGACUCUCGUUGCAGAGGAGUCUGCCCAAGUGCAGUUCCAGGAAGGCUCCCUUGAAGAUUAUGAAACAGAUGAACCUGCCUCACCUUCUGAAUUUGGAAACAAAGGCAGUAAAACAGUAACCACAAGCCUUCCAGAGAAAUGUGGGACUCUUCAGUCCGUGGAUGAAGAGUAGCUGCCAACAUCUAUGUAAAAGGACAAAGUGUGUUUUUCUUCCGAAGAGAUGCUCAAGUUUGCAUUCUGCUUUUUAAAGGCUUUGAUUUAUCCAAGUGUGUAUCUGCACUAGGAACUUUAAAAGUAUUUAGGCAAUAGCUCUGGAUACACUAGGAGAUCAGUCCAAUUUGCCUCAAACUCCCUGCAGAGCUCUUCCUUGAACGUGCAUGACGUGCCAUCACCUUCAAAAUCUGCAAAUCAAUAUUCAACACCGCUGAAUUACCAAGGAUCUCUUAGGGACAGUGUCAAGCAAAGUUCUCUGCACAGAAGCAGAAGUUGCCUCAGUGUUGGCCAGUAUCACUGAGGCCCACUCAGAGCUCCCAUGGAGCCUAGAAGAAAUCUUCAUUUGCAGAAAACUUGAGUCAAAAAAUUCUGUGACUUGAAAAAGCAGUAUAAGGGCUUCCAGAAUUGACUGAGCCCUAGUAAUAAAAGCACUGCCAAAACAUCUCAGAGACUUCUUUUAAAUAUUAUGUAUGUGUACUGGAGUUCAAAGAUCUUGAACUUACUUGGCUUAAUGUAAUUUUACAAUGACCUGCCAAACUGCUAGUCACUUUACAUCCUCAGGAACCGUAACCACUGGGCCUUCCAACUUUGCUAGCAAGCCUGUCAACCUCCCAAUCUAAAGAAAAAAAUUUCUCAAAUGAACACAAAUACAGAAUUUGACUCAUACUUAAAAGACCUUUUUAUCUAACAUCUAUGGAAAACUUGAUUUAUUAAUAUUCAAAUUAGUUGAUGCACCAUCUUCACUUCCUAUCAGAAGGCCUACUUGGAGAGGUAAUGAUGAUAAUAAAUACUAGACUAGGCCAAAAGUCAAGGCUUAACCUAAUCUUUCCUUCACAUUGGAAAGAAACUCAUUUUUCAUCUAUUUCAUUUACUCCAGUGUUUAUCACAGAAUUUAAAAACAAUGGUGCGCCCAUAAAAGACAACUGUUGUUUCCUGCAGUGGCAGGUAUGCUCAUUAUAGAAUCAUACAUUAUGUUUUUUAGGAACCCAAGUGCAGCCAAACUCUAUAAUAUCCUUGAAAAGAAACUUUUUUAAUGGACAGUUCUCAAAUAGGUAAAAACUCUCUAGUAACUUUCAGUCAUCAAAUUUUCCUCCAUAAUUUUUUUUAAUUACAAUCCUAAAAGUGUCACUUCAGUCCCUCCUUUUGGUGGUAUAAAGGACAUACAUUGAAAUAAUCAAACUUUGGGCUAUGGUUGCCAAAUAGUGGAGAAAAGGAGAAUUUAGGAAAUGUACCAUCAACUACUACAGUAAAAUUUGCUUGCCACAAAUCUUCCCAGUUUCCCUUUUUGUAAUCUUCAUGAUUAGAACUAAUCUUCUAUUUAACUGUCAAAGCGAUAAGACUAUUACAACUAAUAGUUCACAGAAAAGAAUAAAACUAAAUUUUUAAGAAACACUGUAUACAGUAACUUACACACACUGAUAACUUAGGAUUAUUUAUGUGAUACAUGAAAUUCAGCAUCAAUCCUAUACAGCCUUUACUAGAAAAGGAAAGCAACAACUUUAUUUCAGGGAGAAAUAUAAAAAAGGUAGUAUGUGUAGAGGCCAAAUUUGGUUAAAAGGUUUUUUUAUUAAUAAUGAUCUAACCUGUUUCUAAGAGUCAACAAAAAAAAGAAAAUAAAAUUCAGUGUUGAUACACUUUUUCUCUUA
Tupaia belangeri chinensis (Chinese tree shrew) is the source of this 5749-nucleotide messenger RNA. RefSeq names its product protein phosphatase 2 regulatory subunit B''alpha (gene PPP2R3A). The record is from RefSeq and is a predicted model, not a curated record. The coding region runs from base 631 to 4062 and encodes 1143 amino acids. Gene Ontology annotation, cellular component: protein phosphatase type 2A complex. The transcript is spliced from 15 exons. Gene Ontology annotation, biological process: protein dephosphorylation. NCBI's taxonomy places the organism in Eukaryota, Metazoa, Chordata, Mammalia, Scandentia, Tupaiidae. Gene Ontology annotation, molecular function: protein phosphatase regulator activity; calcium ion binding.